AUGGCUUCAGAUUUGUUGAGACAAGAAAAUGUGAAAGGAAUGGGUGGAAUGUUUGGUCAAAACGAAAAUCCAGUCUUCCGGAAUCUCGAUAUAGUCAACGGAAGAUAUAUGGAUCCGUUAGAGGAACACCGCGAGGGUGAAGAGGGAGAUAAGAUGGCUCAGAGAGUAGGCGUCGUCAAUCUAGAUAGUGACACUUCGAGCAGGCCAACAGAGCGACGUGAACAAGAUCGAUAUAUCCAUGAGGUGAUGGGAGGUGUGAUGAGAUAUUUUGUUCCCCAAAGCGGCAGCACAUACCCGAGACUCUGCAUGAAGUGGUUGGUGUCACUUGAGGAGGGUUGUUACUCGGACGUCCCGUGUGAGUGUUGA
Molecule: messenger RNA, 366 nt
Organism: Penicillium manginii
Lineage: Eukaryota; Fungi; Ascomycota; Eurotiomycetes; Eurotiales; Aspergillaceae
Exons: 1
Coding region: 1-366 (121 amino acids)
Source: RefSeq, a predicted model, not a curated record